Eruca vesicaria subsp. sativa (arugula) is the source of this 1834-nucleotide messenger RNA. NCBI's taxonomy places the organism in Eukaryota, Viridiplantae, Streptophyta, Magnoliopsida, Brassicales, Brassicaceae. The record is from the annotation of a GenBank genome assembly.
GUUUUCUCUGAACACGCCUCUGUCUUUACGGUGGUGUCUCCGGUUCUAAUCACUGACAUCAAGCGAACCAAACAGAGAGUGUUCAUUUACCACACACACACAAAAAAAAAGAUCAUUUCUUUUCGAUCUGUGAGAUCUCAGAGAAACAAGGUGUAACGGAAUGAAACCUUACAGGCUUAAUAAUUGGAAUUUGUAUAGGAUGAAAAGAGGAGCACUUAGACGGAGGGCUAAGGAUAUCUCUCUUGUGCUUAUUGUGCUUGUUUGUGCAACACUGGUCUUGUGGUCAUGGGAUACAACUCCAUCCUCUGCCUUUCUUCCUCACGAAAGUCACUUUCUUAAGCUGGAACCAGAAGAAAAGGUUGAAAGAAUACCUACUGAAGUGAAUACUGAAACUAAAGAUAGCUACUCAUCAGCUACUCCGUUUAUUAACAAAGAGCAAAGUAAAGAGGAUCCAACCGAUGAUAAGGAUACAAAAGAAGAAGAAGAAGUAGAAGAGGAACAAGUGGAAGAAGUUACUGUUGGUGAGACGAACCAAGAGAAGACAUCAACUAUUGAAGAAGAACAGGCUGAACAUGAAGUUACUGUAAGUGAGCCAAAAUAUCAGAAGAUACCAACUAGUAAAGAAAAUAAAUUAGAACAUGUGAAACAAGAGGUUGCUGCUGGUGAGGCCGAUGCAAAGACGACAGAUAUUGAAAACACUGAUUCAGAUCCAGAGAAGAAAACUCUUGCAACAGAUGAAAAGAGGACUGAACAGAGAGUAGCCAAGAAAGAUGAUGAUAGUAGUUCAACACAUCGCAUCGCCAAUCAAGCUUGUAAUUACGCGAAAGGGAAAUGGGUUGUGGACAAGCACCGUCCUUUGUAUUCAGGCUCUCGUUGCAAACAAUGGCUUGCUUCGAUGUGGGCCUGCAGGUUGAUGCAACGUACAGACUUUGCCUUUGAAAGGUUAAGAUGGCAACCUAAAGAUUGCUCUAUGGAAGAGUUUGAGGGUUCCAAGUUCUUGAGAAGGAUGCAGCACAAGACCCUAGCCUUUGUUGGAGACUCGUUAGGAAGACAGCAGUUUCAGUCUAUGAUGUGUAUGAUCACUGGAGGCAAACAGAGGCUCGAUGUCCUUGACGUGGGACCAGAAUUUGGGUUCAUAAGACCCGAAGGUGGAGCUCGUCCUGGUGGCUGGGCUUACAGAUUCCCAGAAACCAACACAACGGUCCUAUACCACUGGUCAUCUACCCUCUGCGACAUACAACCUCUCAACCCCUCAAACCCUUUAACUGAACACGCUAUGCAUCUCGACCGCCCACCAGCUUUCUUACGCCAAUACCUUCACAAGAUCAACGUGCUGGUAAUGAACACAGGUCACCACUGGAACCGAGGGAAGCUCAACGGCAACAGAUGGGUGAUGCAUUUAAACGGAGUUCCCAACACUAACAGGAAGCUAGCCGCUCUUGGCAACGCCAAAAACUUCACAAUCCACAGCACAGUUAGUUGGGUUAGCUCUCAGCUUCCUAACCAUCCAGGUCUCAAGGCAUUCUACAGAAGCCUUUCCCCAAGACAUUUUGUUGGAGGAGAAUGGAACACUGGAGGGAGCUGUAACAACACAACACCUAUGUCUAUAGGGAAAGAAGUUUUGCAAGAGGAGUCAAGCGAUUACAGUGCAGGUCAUUCGGUGAAAGGCACUGGGGUUAAGCUUUUGGAUAUAACAGCUUUAUCUCAUAUUAGAGAUGAAGGACACAUAUCACGGUUUAGUAUCUCGGCUUCAAAAGGAGUUCAGGACUGUCUCCAUUGGUGCUUGCCUGGUGUUCCUGAUACGUGGAAUGAAAUCCUUUUCGCAAUGAUAUAA